Molecule: messenger RNA, 1534 nt
Organism: Vitis vinifera (wine grape)
Lineage: Eukaryota; Viridiplantae; Streptophyta; Magnoliopsida; Vitales; Vitaceae
Product: flavonoid 3',5'-hydroxylase 2-like
Exons: 3
Coding region: 1-1215 (404 amino acids)
Molecular function (GO): monooxygenase activity; oxidoreductase activity, acting on paired donors, with incorporation or reduction of molecular oxygen; iron ion binding
Source: RefSeq, a predicted model, not a curated record
AUGGCUGACCGCCUGACCUUGUUAAAUAUCGCCUUGCCGGCGGCUUUGGUGGCGCCGGCUUCACUGGAGAAGGAUUUGGUCUCGACGGCGAAGGCUUUGGAGCAGGUUCUGGAACAGAACCUGGACUUGGCUCCUUUCGCAGACUCCUUUUGCGAUUCGAAGGGGAUGAAGACUUUGCCCCUUGUGUUCGUGCCAUUUUGGAAUACCGAAACUUUAGCCGGUGCUGCUGAACGGAGAAGACGACCGGAGGUUCGGACGGCGUGGCUUGGCGAAGAAGAUGAAGGGGCUGCGAGAAUGUCAAAUGAGUUCAAGGACAUGGUGGUGGAGCUCAUGACCACUGCUGGGUACUUCAAUAUUGGCGACUUUAUUCCGUCCAUCGCAUGGCUGGACAUCCAAGGGAUCCAGCGCGGGAUGAAGCAUUUACAUAGGAAGUUCGACCGGUUAUUAACAAAGAUGAUGGAGGAGCACACGGCGUCAGCCCAUGAGCGAAAGGGAAACCCAGAUUUUCUGGACGUAAUCAUGGCAAACCAAGAAAAUUCUACAGGGGAGAAGCUCACUAUUACCAACAUUAAAGCACUCCUCCUGAAUUUAUUUACUGCAGGAACAGACACUUCAUCGAGCGUAAUCGAGUGGUCUCUGGCUGAGAUGUUGAAAAACCCGAGCAUCCUCAAGCGUGCUCACGAAGAAAUGGAUCAAGUGAUUGGAAGGAGCCGGCGGCUCGUGGAGUCUGACUUGCCAAAACUUCCAUACCUACAAGCCAUAUGCAAGGAAAGCUUCCGGAAGCACCCAUCCACCCCGUUGAACCUUCCUCGUGUCUCAACCCAAGCAUGUGAAGUGAACGGCUACUACAUCCCAGAGAACACUAGACUUAGCGUGAACAUAUGGGCAAUUGGGCGAGACCCUAAUGUCUGGGAAAGCCCGGAAGAAUUCAGGCCAGAAAGGUUUUUAAGUGGAAGAAAUGAAAAAAUUGAUCCUCGUGGAAAUGAUUUUGAGUUGAUCCCGUUUGGGGCUGGACGAAGGAUUUGCGCUGGCACUAGAAUGGGAAUAGUGCUGGUUGAGUACAUUUUAGGGACGUUGGUACAUUCAUUUGACUGGAAAAUGCCGGAUGGAGUUGAGAUCAACAUGGACGAAGCUUUCGGGCUUGCACUGCAGAAGGCAGUUUCUCUUUCGGCCAUGGUGACACCAAGGCUUCACCAGAGUGCGUAUGCAGUCUGAGCUCAAACCGCUCAGACCAAAACCCAGGCCUCGCUGCUAUAUGGCAUGGAUGCAGUUAAGUAGAAAAUAUUUUGGGAUGCCUGUGGCUUAGUAUAAGAUGUAUUAGCUCAAAGAUGGUCGUUUCAUUCUACCACCAAGCCAUAUGCAUCUAUGCAUAAUCUAUUGAUUUAGGCUCGAUUUGGUUAUAGUUUUUGUUUUUUUGUCUUCCAAAUCAGUAAAUAGUAGGGGUAUUUUUGUCCUAUGUAGUGAUUCUUUUUGUUUGAUUGAUUAUAUUUGGAUCCUUCAAAAAUAUAUGGUCAGAGCCAUCUCCAUCUUUUCA